AUGUUCGAGUAUCACGAUGCUCCUAUAGGAGGACAUCGUGGCCGGGAGAAAACAUAUCUCACGGUGAAUCGAGACUUUUACUGGCCCCGCCAGUAUCAGUUUGUGCGCAAGUAUGUUCGCGCAUGCGAAGUCUGUCAACGAGUGAAGUCAAGUCCUUCACUGCGUGCACCUUUACAGCCUCUACCGAUUCCGGCUGAGUGCUGGGAAUCCAUCUCAAUGGAUUUCGUCUUCGGGUUACCCAAAGACGCACGCGGGAAUACGGGUAUUCUCGUAUUUGUUGACAGAUUCAGCAAAAUGGUACACCUUGUGGCUGUACCAGAGUCAAUCACGGCAAGUGGCUGUGCUUGUGUCUUUAUUGACACCAUCUUCCGACUUCAUGGGUUGCACCGUGAACUCGUAUCAGACAGAGAUCCACGAUUCACUGCUGAUUCCUGGCGUUCCGUGUUCAAAACACUCGGAACGCGCUUGAAGAUGUCUACAUCUGAUCAUCCAGAGUCAGAUGGUCAGACGGAACGUGCCAAUCGUGUCCUUGAAGAGAUACUUCGAGGAUACGUACACUCCUUCAAGAGUUGGAGUGAGUUCUUGCCAAUGGUAGAGUUUGCCAUUAACAACUCGGUGCAUGCGUCCACGACACAUACACCGUUUUACGUGAAUGGCUUGCGCCAUCCGCGUGUACCCACCUUACUAGAGUGUAGCUCUGGUUUAAGGGGGGGAGACUCGCACGAGCAAAAACCGAUUUGGUUCACGCUCAUCACGCUCUGA
Molecule: messenger RNA, 762 nt
Organism: Peronospora matthiolae
Lineage: Eukaryota; Oomycota; Peronosporomycetes; Peronosporales; Peronosporaceae
Source: the annotation of a GenBank genome assembly